Onychomys torridus (southern grasshopper mouse) is the source of this 1012-nucleotide messenger RNA. It is a transcript of the gene Smim12, whose product is annotated as small integral membrane protein 12. NCBI's taxonomy places the organism in Eukaryota, Metazoa, Chordata, Mammalia, Rodentia, Cricetidae. The transcript is spliced from 2 exons. Bases 126 to 404 code for a protein of 92 amino acids. The record is from RefSeq and is a predicted model, not a curated record.
GCCAGUGGGCGGGGCCUCGGGCGACGCCCCGCGGGCCGCUGGGAGCAGCGUCGUCCGUGUUGCUCCCGGCUGGCGGGCGCAGCGCGGGGGCCGGUUCGGGGCGUGCCGGCUGGGCCGCAGGUGUCAUGUGGCCUGUGCUCUGGACCGUGGUGCGGACCUACGCUCCCUAUGUCACCUUUCCUGUGGCCUUCGUGGUCGGGGCUGUGGGCUACCACCUGGAAUGGUUCAUCAGGGGAAAGGACCCUCAGCCUGUGGAGGAGGAAAAGAGCAUCUUGGAACGCCGGGAGGACCGAAAGCUGGAUGAGCUGCUAGGCAAGGACCACACUCAGGUGGUGAGCCUUAAGGACAAACUGGAAUUUGCCCCCAAAGCAGUCCUGAACAGAAACCGUCCAGAGAAGAAUUAAUGGAGGGCCCAGGCCCCUGUGGUCCACAGGGCUGUGACGUGCCCUGCCGCCAUGUCGACCCAGCUUCAGAACAUCUGAUUUGCUUUGCUGCUCUCUCCGGCCCCUUCUGCACCCCACGGCCGCACACACAUACUGGUUGGCCCUUUAUGGCUGUCCAGCUGCAGCAGUAGGGGCCAAAGAAGAGGAAGACCGCGUCUGUUGAAUGGGCUGUCUCCAUGACAGUGCAGGUUUCUGAUCUUACCUGGGAGCUCCAGCCCAGGGGAAUGAACACCGCUCUGAGGCUCUCUGGGGAGGGGCGUGGCCCCAACUGGGAAUGGUUGGGGUUUGUUGUUGCCAUUAGGAGGGGCACCUCCAUGUCUAGUUCUAGUUUUGCACUGGAAAGAAUCAGAACUCCCUGGCUCCCUUGAUGGUUUUUCCCUAUUCUCUGGCACAUGUGUCCCUUUACUGGCUCAGGAGUAGAUUCUCGGGAAGGAAAGCAUGUUUCUGCUGUAGGGAGCUCAGGUGGUUUACCUUGGGGCAGAAGGGGUGUACGCCUGGAGAUAAUCACUGUCUUCCACCCUUCCUCACUGUGUAGUGAGAACCUCAAUUAAAGUGGCGCCUAAGACACA